ACUUUGGCUUGGCCCUUGGGUCAAUGGUCUUCGAUUUCUUGUUUUACAUCUAUAGGAUUAUUAUCUCUUUUUAAAUACUUGUUCACAAUAUUUUUUGUGUUUCUCAAAUCCUAAUAAUGCUGACUUUAGAGGAGUCUCGAGUCGACGCCCGGCGAUUCACUAGUAACUCGAAGUCUAUAGAAUUUGGACCAUGGCAUAUAUCCUACGAUAUAAGCUGUAUAUUACCCAGCGUCUGCUCUACAAAGGUUGUUUGCGAGAGGGAUGAUGAUCAGUUUUGUCAAUUUUGCGUAUACUGCAAAGAGCUGACAAUUCCACAUUUUCCUGAUAUGGUGUUUCCAAAGAAUAUUUUAUCAUUGACACAUAAUAAUGGAGCUAAAAUCAGUUUUAACCCGCUGGAUGCUUUAAAACUAGUAGCCUGUACUACUGAAGCUAUAGAAGUGUCCUGUGCAGAAGCUUGGCAGGUUGCAAGACCAGAUGCAACAAAGAAGAAGAGAAAUUUCGAUUGGACGUUCUCCACCGACUACAAGGGCACCCUCACCGACAACAUCAGUAUUGAACCCACCGACGAGAACAUCAACUACGAGUUACUGAAACAGAAAGACCAGAUACUGUUCUACCAUGACCUUACACUGUUUGAGGAUGAAUUGCACGACCAUGGCAUAUCCAAGCUAUCUGUCAAAAUUAGAGUGAUGCCAAGCUACUGGUUCGUACUACUCAGAUACUUCCUAAGAGUUGAUGACGUCAUGGUGAGAUCUCACGAAACUAGAAUGUUUCACAUGUCAAACACUAACUAUGUCAUACGAGAAUACACGGCAAAGGAAUCGAAAGCUGAAGAUUUACAGAUUCCCACAUCACAGAUGAAGGAGGCAGACGAUGUUACUCAAUUUCUUCCAGUUAAAGAGAGGACUCUUCACAAACUGAUAGUUCAUUCAGACUCGAAUUGUAGUUAAUAACAAUAUUUUUAUACAAACUUAUCCAUUAACAGUAAAAAUUUUAUAUUGUCUUCGGUUACCGCGAUAGUUACUCAUGAAAUAAAACUAUGAAAAGGGAUUAUACAUACAUACAUAUAAUCACGCCUAUUUCCCGGAGGGGUAGGCAGAGACAACGGAUUUCCACUUGCUACGAUCCUGACAUACCUCUUUCGCUUCCUUCACUUUCAUAACAUUCCUCAUACACGCUUGCCGGUUUAGGGAUUAUAUCGAAACGAAACAUCGGGAUGUAUUAUAAAUUCAAUAUACGCGAUAUAAUCCGUUUUCAUAGUUUUAUUUCA
Messenger RNA from Cydia strobilella, 1270 nucleotides. RefSeq names its product TIP41-like protein. Gene Ontology annotation, biological process: TOR signaling. Lineage: Eukaryota; Metazoa; Arthropoda; Insecta; Lepidoptera; Tortricidae. The transcript has 6 exons. Gene Ontology annotation, cellular component: cytosol. The coding region runs from base 117 to 950 and encodes 277 amino acids. The record is from RefSeq and is a predicted model, not a curated record.